UUCGGCGACACGCCCAUUGUGUGCACAAGACCGAAUCACAACCAGAAGCUUUUAUUUUGUUUGUGAAAAAAAACGAUGGCCCAGCGUUUCCAGGGCCCCGUGCCGCCCCAGGGGCCUGUGGGGCCCCCUCCGCAGCGUUACCCGCCGCCUCAGACCCCGGGAAUGCGCCAAUACCCAGCCCAGACUUUCCCGCAGCGGGCUGGGUACAACACACCGCCCCCGAAUAUGGGGGCCCAGCCCGGGCCUAUGAUGCCGCGCCCGCCGCAAGCCCCCUAUUCGCCCAUGCGCGGGGGGCCUAUGCCGCCGCAGCCCGGCGUGAAGCGCCCCCCUGACAACAGGGCCGUCCUGCAGGCAAAGAGCGACUACCCCCACGGGGCUAAAAAGAAGAAGAAGCUCUCCGACAAGAUUCUCCCCCAGAAGGUUCGAGAUUUGGUCCCCGAGAGUCAGGCCUACAUGGAUUUGCUCGCUUUUGAGCGUAAAUUGGACUCGACCAUCAUGCGCAAGCGCUUGGAUAUCCAGGAGGCGCUGAAACGGCCCAUGAAACAAAAGCGCAAAUUGCGCAUUUUCAUCUCGAACACUUUCUAUCCGGCCAAGGAGGCGUGCGCCGAGGGGCCGGAGGGGCCGGGCCAGGAGGGGUCGGUGGCCUCGUGGGAGCUGCGCGUCGAGGGCCGGCUGCUCGACGACUCCAAGAGCGACCCCAACAAGGUCAAACGCAAAUUCUCGUCGUUUUUCAAGUCGCUUGUGAUCGAGCUGGACAAGGAGCUCUACGGCCCCGACAACCACCUGGUGGAGUGGCACCGCACGCUCACCACGCAGGAAACCGACGGGUUUCAAGUCAAGCGCCCCGGAGACAAGAACGUGCGCUGCACCAUCCUCCUCCUCCUCGACUACCAGCCCCUCCAGUUCAAACUCGACCCGCGAUUGGCCCGAUUACUAGGCGUGCACACGCAGACACGCCCCGUUAUUAUCUCCGCCCUAUGGCAGUACAUCAAGACGCACCGCCUCCAGGACGCCCACGAGCGCGAGUACAUCGUCUGCGACAAAUACCUCGAGCAGAUUUUCGGCUGUCCCAGGAUGAAGUUCGCGGAAAUCCCCCAGAGGCUCAACCCGUUGCUCCACCCACCCGACCCCAUCGUCAUCAAUCACGUGAUCUCGGUGGAGGGCGGGGCCGAGAGCAAACAAACCGCCUGCUAUGAUAUCGAUGUCGAGGUUGAUGAUACGCUCAAAACGCAAAUGAAUAAUUUCCUGCUGAGUACUGCCAGUCAGCAGGAAAUCCAAGGCUUGGAUGCGAAAAUCCACGAAACGGUUGAUACAAUAAAUCAGUUGAAAACCAACCGUGAAUUUUUCCUGAGUUUCGCCAAGGACCCCCAACAGUUUAUCUACAAGUGGAUCGUGUCGCAAACCCGGGAUUUGAAGGUAUGGAAAUGUAUGACCGACGUGGUGGGGAACCCGGAGGAGGAGCGCCGCUCCGAUUUCUUCUACCAGCCGUGGGCCCAGGAGGCCGUUUGUCGGUAUUUCUACACCAAGGUGCAGCAGAAAAGGGCCGAAUUGGAGCAAGCCCUCGGCAUUCGCAACAAUUAAAAAGGGUGGUUGGUGACGAAACAAAUAAUCUGUAUUAGUUUAUUAGAAUAUAAUUUCCAUCAUUUAAAUAAAUAAAUUGCAUUAUUGACUCAAGCAUCCACUAA
Tribolium madens (black flour beetle) is the source of this 1685-nucleotide messenger RNA. It is a transcript of the gene Bap60, whose product is annotated as brahma-associated protein of 60 kDa. Gene Ontology annotation, cellular component: SWI/SNF complex; nucleus. Lineage: Eukaryota; Metazoa; Arthropoda; Insecta; Coleoptera; Tenebrionidae. The record is from RefSeq and is a predicted model, not a curated record. The transcript is spliced from 3 exons. Gene Ontology annotation, biological process: regulation of transcription by RNA polymerase II. The coding region runs from base 76 to 1581 and encodes 501 amino acids.